AUGUGCCGUGAUGCUGGUUUACCAGUAACGGGUAACAAAAAUCAACUAAUUGAACGGUUGAUGGACAACAAUGUAUCCGAAAGCGAAAGUGAUACUCAAAGUGUUGUAAUGCAGCGGUUAUCGUCUUUAGAAAAAACUAUUUCGGACUUAGUGCUACAACAAAAACAAAAUACAACGACAUCAAAUAAUUUUGUACCACCAAUAUCGUCUUCACCGGUAAAUGUUAUUGGUAAUAUGGAAAAGUCCGCUCCAACCGUAACGAGUACAUAUACCGUGAUGCAUCCACAAGUAUUACCGAACGCAUACAAUAGUCAACAUUCGCUGUGGACAACCGCUCAAGAGCCCAGCAAUGUUAAUUUCCCCGAAUUUUCUCAAUCGGGACACGUCGCGUUUGUGCCGCAAUCAAAUGCAUAUGUUUCGCACGCUUGUAUGCAAGCACCACCGACUUUCGCCCCACCGACAUUUGUGCCACCAGUGACAUCCGCGCCGUAUGCAACGUACCAGAAUCCGUCAGUACCGUACACAUUGGAUUACGUUCGCGCACCGCCGGUAGUACCGAAUUAUCACAAUCCAUACGAGAAUGUGCGCGAUAUUGUUGAACUUUUACCCGUUUUUGACCCAUCGUCCGAUCGUUCGUUAACAUCAAAACAAUUCGUAAAACGCGUUGAAAAUCUGAGAAGUGUAUAUGGGUGGAGAGAAAACACACUUUUGUUUGCCGUACAGCAAAAGAUGCGGGGAUCAGCAAAAUAUUGGGUUGAUUCUCUGCAAGACGUGUUUAUUUCGUGGGCAGAAUUCGUUCAUAAAUUUCUGCUAAACUUUCCGUGCAUCGAAAAUGAAGCCGAUGUGCAUCUUAAGAUGGCACAAACGAAGCGGCAAAACAAUGAGUCCGCUCAAGAGUUUUAUUACCGCAUGCUUGCCUUAGGUUCAAAAGGUGGGUUAUCCGACUCGAGUAUUGCGCGCCAUAUUAUAAACGGCAUUAAUGAUUCAGACUUACGUAAGAAAAUUUCUAAUAACUAUACGCAUUGUCAAGAUUUACUAAGUGACAUUAUAAACUUUAAUAUUUAUAACGAAGUGAAAACCGCGCCACCUAAAAUGGUAUUCAAAACAAACGCGUCGAUAGAAAAACCGCCGAAUCGAAAGUUUGCGGUUACAGAAAAUCAAAAGCCACAAACACCUUUACCACUCGAAAAAGUUAAGUGCUAUAACUGUUUUCAAUUUGGACAUUAUUCCGUAAAUUGUGCCGAGCCACAACGGAAGUCGCGCUGUGAAAAGUGCCAACGCACAACGCAUAAAACCGCAGACUGUUAUCUCAAAACUGAAAACCGCAUUAAUAUAAUUGAUCAGCGCGCAUGUGAUGAUAAAAUAGUUAAAACAAUCAAAGUGAAUGGUAUAGAAACUCUAGCAUUUGUGGACCCUGGUAGUAGUCGUACACUUAUUCGUAAAACAUUCGCGCGUAAAAUUGGAGACGUGCGUGAGCAACUCACAAUAUUGAAAGGGUUCGCGGGCGGACAAUAUGCUAGUACCAAAAUUGUAAGUGCGAUAAUAGAAAUUGACGGUAAUAAUAAUCCAACUAUUAUGCCUGUCAUUGACGAUGAUUUCUUGUGUGAAUCCGUAUUGUUAGGACGAGACGUAUUGUGCCGCGCGGGUAAUCGCUUGGUUAUUGAACAAGAUCAGUGCCGCAUAGAAGACAUAAAUAAAAUUGACGUUACAAAUGAUUUAAGUGUAAUUGAUCGCCAGAGCUUGCAACAACUACUAACACAACACGCUGAUGUUUUUGCAAGAAAUUUAUCUGAAAUUGGUAAGUGUGAUGUUGCAAAAAUGAGUAUCGAAUUAAACAUCAACAUACCAAUUUGCCUUAAGCCGUACCGUAUUCCGUUCGCUAAACGCGCGAUCGUUUCCGAAAUCGUAUCUGAAUUAUUGAGCAACAAUAUAAUUCGACCGAGUGAGUCAUCUUACGCCGCGCCAGUUGUUCUCGUCGAAAAGAAGAAUGGCGAGCAUCGCUUAUGUGUGGACUACCGCAGUCUAAACAAAGUUACUAUAAAAAGACCUUAUCCCAUGCCGAUCAUGGAAGAACAGUUCGCGCAACUUGCCGGAAAUAAUUUUUUUACAACGCUUGAUCUACGUACCGGGUAUCAUCAAAUUGAAAUAGAUGAAUCCUCAAAAAAAUAUACCGCUUUCGUAACUACUGACGGCCACUACGAAUACAACCGCAUGCCGUUCGGUCUGGUAAACGCGCCCGCUGUGUUCCAAUGUAUGAUGGAUAAAAUUAUUGCACAAAUGCCGCGCGGUGAUGUGUUAGCAUAUUUGGAUGACGUUAUUAUUCCAAGUAAAACUAUUGACGAAGGACUUAAGCGACUCGAAAAAUUUAUAAAAAUAUUAAAACGUUAUGGACUUACAUUGCGCAUGGACAAAUGUAAAUUUCUUAAAAAUGAAAUUGAGCAUUUGGGCCAUGUAAUUAAUAGAAACGGUAUAACGCCGGGUAAACGUAAAGUAGCCGCGAUCGCAGAUUUUCCGCCGCCUAAAAACGUCACAGAGGUCCGAAGAUUUCUGGGUCUUACUGGAUUUUUCCGAAAAUUCGUCCCUAACUAUUCGAUUAUAGUCAAACCAAUAACGCAGCUGCUACGUAAAGAAGAACAACAAAAGUUUGUGUGGGGCGAAGCGCAGCAACGAUCGUUUACUGAGUUAAUACAAAAACUGUGCAAUGAACCACUUCUUGCGCUCUACGAUUCGUCCGCUCAGCAUGAGGUGCAUACCGAUGCGUCUAGUGUUGGGCUGGCAGGAGUUAUGCUGCAAUCAUCUGAUGGCAAAAAGUGGCAACCAGUGUUCUAUUAUAGCCGACAUUGCACUGACGCAGAAAGUCGCUACCAUAGCUACGCGCUAGAAGCGCUCGCCGCUGUCGAAACACUGGACCGCUUCCGCAUAUAUUUACUCGGAAAACCGUUCCGCCUCGUAACCGAUUGCUCCGCGCUCGCAAAAAUUUAA
Molecule: messenger RNA, 2982 nt
Organism: Anastrepha ludens (Mexican fruit fly)
Lineage: Eukaryota; Metazoa; Arthropoda; Insecta; Diptera; Tephritidae
Exons: 1
Coding region: 1-2982 (993 amino acids)
Biological process (GO): proteolysis
Molecular function (GO): zinc ion binding; aspartic-type endopeptidase activity; nucleic acid binding
Source: RefSeq, a predicted model, not a curated record